AUGGAGCGGGCUGGGUCUGGGGCCAAGUCCCUGUUCCCUCAAGGGCCCAGCUUCACCCUCGACGACUUCUCGAACCAGGACUUCGUGGUCCGCGAAUUCGUCGAUACCCUAGCCGAGAACGCCGUACCGGCGAACCGUCGGUCGGGCCCCUCGCAGCCCGCCUUCGACCCCAAGCCCCUCAUCCGCACCUUUGAGAAUGCGCUCUCGCAGCUUGGAUCGUUGUCCGAGGAACUCCAGGAGAAAGAAUCGGAACUCCAAUCCACCGUACGAAGGGCCGAAGCCCAGCAUGACCAGACCCUCGAUACCCUUGGCCGAAAGCUCGACCAGUCCAUGGCGUCCUUCGAGGCGCUCGAUUUGUCGCUGAACCAACCCACGACCAACGGCGCCGACAGAAACGCGCGGCAAGAGGCGGGUGGGAACAUAGCUGUGCAGAUCGGCGAGAAGCUCGAAGAGCUAGACAGGAAGAGGAGACGGGCCCAAGACGCCAACUUUCUAAUCCAGUGCUGGAUCGAGGUCAGCGAAACAGGCCAGCUCACGUCGCUGGAGGAGAUCCAGAGGCAGGGCGCAGCGGAGAACAAGGUCCGGUGCGCCGUUAUCUCUCGUCAACUCAUGCGCAUCAGCCAGCGGCUCGACCCGUUAUCGUGGGGCCAGGCAAACGGCGCGAAUGGGUUCCGAACGAACGGAGUCACGAACGGCGUCACUGGGAACAACCGCGCCCACAACACUAGAGAACUUCUCGAAAAGUUCUCGGAAUCGUUGGAGCAGGAGCUGUUGAAGCAGUUCAACAGCAGCUACCGACGCCAGAACUUCGACGACAUGAUGGAAUGCUCCAAGGUGCUUUACGACUUUAACGGUGGCUCCAGCGUCAUUGCCACUUUUGUCAACCAGCAUCAGUUCUUCAUCGACCGAGAUCAGCUGAUCUCGGAUGAAGUGACCAUGGAUGGAGACACCUGGGAACAAAUCGCGGACCCUGAUUCCGACCCCCCGGGCGUCGAGGCCAGUCUUCAGUCCCUUGUUGACGAAGUCAAGCUCGUCAUGCAGGAGGAGUCCUUUAUCAUCAAGCGGGCAUUCCCCUUCUACGAGACCGUCUUGAUCAAGUUCAUCCAACGAGUUUUCCAGCAGUCCAUUCAACAAAGGCUCGAGAUGGUGCUCGACAAGGCCAACGAGGUCUCGUCUCUGGCCUUCCUGAGAUCACUGCACUCUUCUAGGACAUACAUCAGUGCUCUGAUCGAAGACCUCAAAUCACACGGCCUAACCGAACACCCGGAGCCAGCCUCGCCGCAGAUUUCUCAAACCCUCGACCAGCAGAUGGAGGAGCUUUUCGUCCCAUACCUCGUCGGCAACUCGUAUAUCGACCGAGAGAGGAAGAGUCUCGAGGAGACAUACAACUCGCUGCUGUUCAAGUUCACGACCUAUCACUCCAAGAGGAAGAAGGCGCCCACCGGCUUCAUGGCCUCGCUCGCUCAGCAGAGCUCACAGCUGUUGUCGUCGGCGAAGGACGCUUACCUCGAGCGCCUCGACUCAUCCGAGUUGACGGCCACCCAGAAGGCCAUGAUGCUUCGCGUCGCAGGGAUCCAAGACAACAACGAAAACAAGAACGACGUGGAGGUGUCGGAGGAAGACGGAAUCCUUAGCAUUGCCAACGCCAAGAGAAUGAUGAAGUGGCUCGCCGAGUCUGUCCGAAGAACCCUGGAGCUUGGCUCUCCCGUCGAUACGCCCAAGGACGUCAACGUCCUCCUCAACCUCCUGCUGACGACGAUGGGCCGCGUCUACGUUGAGACGGCUUUAGACGCCGCCCUCGACCAGGCAUCCUCGCAGGAGAACAUCAAGUCGGAGCCGGACCUGACAUACCUCCCCGCGAUCCGCCCCGCGGUGACCAUUACCAGCAUCAUGGAACGCUUCAUCACCACAGUGCUGAUCAAGCUCGCCGAGUCCAACACGACAGUGCGGCGUAGCAUGUCGUCGCAGACCAAGUCGGCCAUCGACAGCAUCGAGCGCAAGACCAACGCCGUCAUGCGUAGCUCCAUCGACGUCGUUACGAACUGGGUCACGCGCUCCCUCGCAAGCCAGAAAAAGUUCGACUUCCGCCCGCGCGAUGCGGACCUCGACUCCCUGCAGACGGCCACGUGCCUGCAGAUCAGCCAGUUCCUCUCUCGCGUCACCAAGCACGCCGCACAGGCGGUCGACGGCCAGAACCUGGAGGUGUGGAGCUCCGAGGUCGCCCUGGCGAUCCUGGCCCUGCUCUUCGACCAUUUCAAGAAGUUCCAGGUCAACGCCACGGGGGGUCUCAUGGUCGCGCAGGACUUGUCCAAGUACUCGUCCACGCUCAAGGAGUGGUCGCUCGCGCCCGACGUCGAGACAUCGGUCGAGCUCCUCACCGACAUCGGCUCGCUCUUCAUCGUCGGCCCCGAGGCGUUGAGGGAGAAGUCCCGUACCCUUGCCGCGGGUCCGUCGGGCCAGGGCAAGAAGCUGACCAAGGCCGACUUCAAGGCCUUUGUACAGCGGCGCGACGACGCCGGUACCGUCGGCAUCCAGAGCGUUUUGGCUGGACUUUGA
Molecule: messenger RNA, 2556 nt
Organism: Colletotrichum higginsianum IMI 349063
Lineage: Eukaryota; Fungi; Ascomycota; Sordariomycetes; Glomerellales; Glomerellaceae
Product: Exocyst complex component Sec10
Exons: 2
Coding region: 1-2556 (851 amino acids)
Biological process (GO): Golgi to plasma membrane transport; exocytosis
Cellular component (GO): cytoplasm; exocyst
Source: RefSeq, a predicted model, not a curated record